GCCCCCCGGCCCCUUGUUGUCCAGAGACGUAGGAAAGGAAAAAAAAACACAGUUUGACUGAUCAUCGGCAUGGCUUCCCGUGAGAGUUUUCUGGAGAAGGCCAGCCCUUACAUCGCCAUGAUCACCCUGAGGUUCGGCUAUGCCGGCCUGAGCAUCAUCAGCAAGCUCUCCCUCAACAGCGGGAUGAGCCAUUACGUGCUUGUCGUGUACCGCCAUGCCUUCGCUACCCUCGCCAUGGCUCCCUUCGCCCUCAUCCUCGAGAGGAAGGUGAGGCCGAAGAUGACACUGUCCAUCUUCUCCAAGAUCUUCCUCCUGGCGCUUCUCGGGCCGGUGAUUGACCACAACUUCUACUACCUCGGGCUGAAGUACACCGGCGCGGCGUUCCUUGGCGCACUGAUCAACAUCCUGCCAGCGACGACUUUCGUCAUGGCGGUGAUCUUCAGGAUGGAGAAGAUAGAGCUCAGGAAGGUGAAGUGCCAGGCCAAGAUCGCCGGGACAGUGGUGACAGGGGCCGGCGCGAUGCUGAUGACUCUCUACAAAGGCCCGCUCAUGGGGAUGGCUUGGACAAGGCAGGCGCAUGCCGGUGGUGUGGCCCCCCUUGCAGUCGGCCCCACCAGCAGGGAGAUGUUCCUCGGCUCCAUGUUCAUCGUCAUCGCCACCCUCGCCUGGUCCGCCCUCUUCAUCCUGCAGACCCACACCAUCAAGCAGUACUCGGCCCAGCUCUCUCUCACCACCCUCGUCUGCUUCACCGGCACGCUGCAAGCCGUCGUGGUCACCUUCGUCAUGGAGCGCCGGGUCUCCGUCUGGACCAUCGGCUUCGACAUGAACCUUUUCGCCGCUGCCUACGCUGGCGUCGUGGCGUCGGGCAUCGCGUACUACGUGCAGGGGCUAGUGAUCGAGAAGAGAGGGCCGGUGUUUGCCUCGGCGUUCACCCCGCUCGGGUUGAUCGUCGUCGCCGUCAUGAGUUCAUUUUUCCUCGGCGAGAAGAUAUACCUCGGGGGCGUCCUGGGCGGCCUGGUAAUUGUGGUCGGGCUCUGUGCCGUCCUCUGGGGCAAGCACAAGGAGAUGCAGGAGAUGGAAACGGAUGCCAAGUCCGCGCUGCCGGUGGCCACCAAGGCAGAUGACCCAAACAUGGAGACCGUUGCCGGUGGCGGUGCCGGAGAUGAGGACACGGAGUGCAAGCUCGUCCCCUCUAACGGAAAAGUAGGUGGAGCUAGUGCAGUUUGAUGCAUGCAUGGAUGGUUUUAGGUGGCUUAAAACUUAAUUCACGAUUGGGACCGACAUGUGGUCGGAUUCGAUCGUGUACCUCCGGGGCACGGAGGGAAGGAAAUAGUACAACCGAAUUCUCAACUCUCGUGUCCAUCUACUUCGUACAAGUUAUGAUGCCUACGAUUCGUACGUCCAUCGGCCGUUGGCGGAUCUGUGGAGUAUCAGCACGUGU
Brachypodium distachyon (stiff brome) is the source of this 1441-nucleotide messenger RNA. RefSeq names its product WAT1-related protein At5g07050-like. Lineage: Eukaryota; Viridiplantae; Streptophyta; Magnoliopsida; Poales; Poaceae. The coding region runs from base 70 to 1227 and encodes 385 amino acids. Gene Ontology annotation, cellular component: plasma membrane. The record is from RefSeq and is a predicted model, not a curated record. The transcript is spliced from 5 exons. Gene Ontology annotation, molecular function: transmembrane transporter activity.